This is a messenger RNA of Penicillium daleae, 765 nucleotides long. Its product is annotated as ADP-ribosylation factor family protein. The transcript has 2 exons. Gene Ontology annotation, molecular function: GTP binding; GTPase activity. Bases 1 to 765 code for a protein of 254 amino acids. The record is from RefSeq and is a predicted model, not a curated record. Gene Ontology annotation, cellular component: Golgi apparatus. Gene Ontology annotation, biological process: Golgi to plasma membrane protein transport; protein localization to organelle; intracellular protein transport. Lineage: Eukaryota; Fungi; Ascomycota; Eurotiomycetes; Eurotiales; Aspergillaceae.
AUGUAUCACCUGGCCAAGUCGCUGUAUACUUACGCGACUAGCAAAGAAGAGUACUCCGUCCUCCUCCUCGGCCUAGAUAACGCCGGCAAGACCACGCUCCUCUCCCAAAUCAAAGCCCUCUACCAGCCUCGCCCAGAUGGUGCUCCCGCGCCGAACCCCGGCAAGACCGUCCCCACCGUCGGCCAGAAUGUCUCAACCAUCUCCUUAUCGGAUAUGAACCUGAAGAUCUGGGAUGUCGGCGGCCAGAUUUCCAUGCGCGGCCUCUGGCAAAGCUACUACUCAAGCUGCCACGCGAUCAUCUUCGUGGUCGACAGCGCCGACGUAGGCCAAGAUCCAGAUAUCACCCGGCUUCCCUCCGCCUCCAGUCGACGGCCCAGCUCCGUAACAGGUCCCACGCGAGGGAGUGGCGGUCCAACCGACCAGUUCUCCGAACAUACAGUCGGCAUCAAUGCCCCCGGGAGUGAUUUCGGACGUCUAGAUGAGUGCCGACAGGUCCUGGAGUCGGUCCUGCAAAACGCCGACGUGGCUGGUGUGCCCAUCCUCGUUCUGGCCAAUAAGCAAGAUCGUGAAGAUUGCGUCGAAGUGGUUCGCAUAAAAGAGGGCCUUGUGCGGAAAGUCUUCGAGGGAGAAACAGGAAGCGGCGUUCGAGACAGUCGCGUGCUGCCGGUCAGCGCGUUGUUGGGGUCUGGCGUGCAGGCUGCCGUUGAGUGGGUGCAGAGUCGCGUCCGAUGGAAUAAGGAGGGUCGGCCACCGGUUAUGCGGUGA